Molecule: messenger RNA, 648 nt
Organism: Pseudogymnoascus destructans
Lineage: Eukaryota; Fungi; Ascomycota; Leotiomycetes; Thelebolales; Thelebolaceae
Gene: URE2
Product: glutathione S- transferase, nitrogen catabolite repression regulator
Exons: 3
Coding region: 1-648 (215 amino acids)
Source: RefSeq, a predicted model, not a curated record
AUGGUUCAACCAAUCAAGCUCUACACUGUCGCCGCGGGCCCAAACCCAUGGAAGGUCGCCAUCUUCCUUGAGGAGCUUGGUAUUCCUUACACCAACGAGCUCCGAACCUUCGCCGAGCUCAAGGAGGAGCCAUACCUCGACAUUAACCCCAACGGCCGCGUUCCAGCCAUCCAGGACCCAAACACUGGCAUCACUGUCUCUGAGUCCGGCGCCAUCCUCCAAUACCUCGCCGAGACCUACGACACCACCUACAAGUUCCACCACGCCAGCGGCCAAGAGAAGUACUCCGAGUACCAGUGGCUCCACUUCCAGACCUCCGGCCAAGGCCCCUACUUCGGCCAGAAAGCCUGGUUCUCCAACUACCACGCCGAGAAGCUUCCCUCGGCCGAGACCCGCUACGAGGGCGAGAUCCGCCGCGUCCUCGGCGUCGUCGAGCUCCACCUCAGCAAGACCAAGACCGACUACCUCGUUGGCAACAGCUACUCCUACGCCGAUCUGGCCUGGACUACCUGGAACCAGCUGAUUGGCUGGUUGGCUGCUGACAUUGAUGUCAAGAAGGACUUCCCGCUCUUUGCGGCCUGGAAUGAGAGAAUCCAGAAUCGUUCUUCGGUCAUCAAGGUUGCGGCGGACAAGGCUACGCUUCAGUAG